Messenger RNA from Hirundo rustica (Barn swallow), 1887 nucleotides. It is a transcript of the gene ITPRIPL2, whose product is annotated as ITPRIP like 2. NCBI's taxonomy places the organism in Eukaryota, Metazoa, Chordata, Aves, Passeriformes, Hirundinidae. The record is from RefSeq and is a predicted model, not a curated record.
AUGACUGCAGACAGCUGCUGGUACGGCAGCAACCCGUACACACAUCCUGCCGCCCUGGCACUGAUGGCUUUGCUGCUCCUUUGGGCGGCACGGGCAGGGCUGCGGAGGACUCUGCCCGGGCCGAGGACAACCGUGACUGCCUGCCUGGGCGGGAAGGAGAGAAAGCGGGAGAACGGGAAAGCGGGAAACCGCGACCUCGCGGGCGGCGCCGCUCCCCGCCCCGGGCCGGCCCCCGGGCGCGGCGGGGCGAGGGGCAGCGGCGGGCCCGCGCUGGGGGCGGCCGGGGCGGCGGAGGAGGGGGCCGGCGGGGGCGGGCGCUCCCCGCCCGCGGGGCUGGGCGGCGGCUCCCCCCGCGGCCCGAGCCCCCGCCGCGCCCUGCCCGCGUCCCCCCUCCGCGUGCGGGGCUUGUGGCCGCUGCUGACCGCGCUCUGCACCGCGUUCCUCUGCCUCUACCAGGCGCUGCGCGGCAGCGCGGCCGGCGAGGGCGCGGGGGGCCCGGGAGACGCGGAGGCGGAGGCGGCGGGGUCCGGGCGGUUCCACGCGCGGCAGCUGCGGGUGUCGCCCCACGUGCUGGGGCACAGCAAGGCGCACGUGGGGCGGGUGGUGGCCGAGCUGGUGCGCGCCGCCAAGGCGCAGGGGCUGCAGCCCGGCCCGCUGGCUCUCAGCCUGCGCGGGGACUUCGUGCGCAUCGGCAGCGCCUACGAGCAGCACAAGGUGCGCAGCCCCGACUGCUUCGACAUCCUGGUGCCGCUGCGGCUGCCGCCGCACCUGGAGCCCCAGCCGCGCCGCGCUGACGGGCCGGGGCCGUGCGGCGCCUUCGUCUGCGGCCUGCGGGCGAGGGACGGCUGGACGCGACGCUGCCGGCCCUUUGCCGAGGGCUUCUGCGUGGAGCUGCAGGGCCGCUGCCACCUCUCCUCGGGGCUGGUGCUGCGCUGGUUCCAGGGCCAUCUGCAGCGGUGCCUGGGCGCCGUGCGGUAUCGGCUGCAGGAGCGGUGCCGCGUCAGCCUCUCGGCGUGCCCCGGGCAGCCGCCCACGCUGCACAUCGUGCCCUGCUCCGACUACGUCUGCUGCCACAUCUCCAUGGCCGUGCGCCUCAUCCCAGCCAUCCCUCUCGGCGACGCGCUCUACCUCACGGCCCUGCCGCCCGAGGGCCCCCACGGCUCCCUGGCCCCCGAGGCGCUCUGGGGCCUCAACGCCUCGCGGCAGGAGCAGCGGCUGCUGGGCUGGCUGAAGGAGCAGGCCCCGGCCGCCUCCUGCCACCUCAAGUGCCUGCAGAUCCUCAAGGGCCUGCGGGACCUCCGCAAGCACGGCCUGGAGGAGCCCUUCUGCUCCCAGUGGGGCCGAGUGCUCUCCUCCUACCUGCUGAAGACUGCCCUCUUCUCCCUGCUGCUGCAGGGGCCCUUGGAGGCCUGGGAUGAGCGGUUCCUGGUGGAGCGGCUGGAGGACCUGGUGCUGUUCCUCAGGGACUGCCUGCGCAAGCAGGUGCUGAUGGAUUUCUUCCUGGGCAACACCAGCAUCCCCGAGGCCGUGGCACUGCCCCGGUUCCUCAAGGAAGCGGCCCCCGUGAACUUGCUGUCUGCCUUCGACGGGCCCACGCUGGACCUUGUAGCCUUCCAGCUGAUCAGCACCUGGAUCCAGGCCCCGCACAUCAUCAGGAUGUACAGCAGUCCGCGGUACUUGGCCCGGUGCCCGCCCCGUGCCGACACAUCGCUGAGGCCAAGCAGGAGCCGCCGGCAGAGUGAGCUGGUGCCUGGGAGAGCUGCUGGCACCCGGGGACGCUCCCGGGGCAUCGCACACUCCCGGAUCGCUGGCGCUUCAAGAGCCUGCAUCUGCCUGAGCGGGGUGGGACUGAUGAAAUGUGCCUCCGUGGGUUUGUUCCUGACCUGA